Molecule: messenger RNA, 349 nt
Organism: Leguminivora glycinivorella
Lineage: Eukaryota; Metazoa; Arthropoda; Insecta; Lepidoptera; Tortricidae
Product: neurobeachin-like
Exons: 2
Coding region: 104-292 (62 amino acids)
Source: RefSeq, a predicted model, not a curated record
UUUCGUGUGUUAUCAUGUGAGCCGAUUUAAUAAUGUUUUCUUGAAUAUUUGGUGUUGAAUGGAUUAUAAAAUUGUGUAAUAGUGAAAAGUGACCUAAUAAACCAUGGCGGACUUAAAAUCACCGCCGUUCAGUGAUAUUAAAAGACCUGAGGAAGUCGUCAGGAUGACGACGAACGAUAGCCUGAAAUUUGCAGUUCUUAUCGGGCUGAUUGAAGUCGGACAAGUGACCAACAGGGAGCUGGUGAACACCGUCCUGCAUCUGGUAAUGAGGACAGAAGUAGACGAUAGGUAGAAGAUAGUGGAGUAGAGCGAGGAAUCAAUGUGAAGUGAGGAGUAAAGUAGCUAGUCU